Messenger RNA from Homalodisca vitripennis (glassy-winged sharpshooter), 3510 nucleotides. RefSeq lists its product as uncharacterized. The record is from RefSeq and is a predicted model, not a curated record. NCBI's taxonomy places the organism in Eukaryota, Metazoa, Arthropoda, Insecta, Hemiptera, Cicadellidae. The transcript has 8 exons. Bases 121 to 3342 code for a protein of 1073 amino acids. Gene Ontology annotation, molecular function: chitin binding. Gene Ontology annotation, cellular component: extracellular region.
ACCCACCGGUGACCGUGUACAGGUGUGCCGCUAUCAGUGUUAGUGUCCCGUGCUCAGGCAUGGGGAGGUGAUGCCGCUGAAACUAAGAAGCAAGGCUGGCCGGGCGGGCCCACGUACAGCAUGUGCAGGGGACAUUUACUCGCAGCCUGUAUUGGACUACUCUUGAGUUGGCACUACCAUGGUCUCUCUGUCGCCACAGAACCUGGGUUCCUGGACUUCGACAAUCUGCCGGAGACUAACUUCUCUUGUGAGGGCAAGGUCAUCGGCGGCUACUACGCGGACACAGAGACGGGCUGUCAGAUGUUUCAUGUCUGCACCAUCGGUCAGAAAGGGCCUGUUGCAGGAGAGAUCACGGACAUCAAGUUUCUAUGUCUCAAUGGGACAGUGUUCGACCAGGAGACCAGGGUGUGCGAGAGGUUAGACGAGGUAGACUGUAGCAAGAGCGAAAGCUUCUACGACCUUAAUCUCGAGCUGUACGGCAACCAGGGUGCUGAGUUCGGGAUACAACCAGAGAAUGAAGAGAGCCAAGACGCGGAACUCUGUGAGGAAGAGGACGAGGAAGAUUGCAAGACGGAGAAGCCCCUUACUCCAGUAAAAACUUUCCCGACGGAGCAAGCGCACGUUCAGGAUGAAGAGGUACAAGAUGAAGAAGAGACCACCACUCAACAACCUCUCACAUCCUCUACCACUUCUAGAAGACCUGUUGUCACCUCAACCAGUUUCCCGAGUACCACUGCAGCACCACAAGUUCUCCAGUUCCCUUCAAGUUCUCCAGAGACAAUAGCUGCUCUGUUGGCUCUUCACAAUGCGUUCACCCAGAGUCUUCAACAACACAACACAAAUAAAGAUGCCAAGAUAAACCCUCCGAAAUUGACUGGCUUUGUAGAAUCACUAAAUCCUUCAAAGUCUGUACAGCAGGCACAGACUUUUGAGAUCAAAAGCCCUCCAUCUCCUCCACCCCCUAGAUUACCCACUCCGUUUGUUCCCAAGCCACAGUCCCAUUUCAAUGUUCCUCACAACCCCUCAAAAUCACAGUAUCAGAGUCCGUCAAAACACCAAUUCCCGAAUCAAACUCCUACAUCUCAAUACCAUAGUCCAUCUAAAACUCAAUUCCCAAAUCAACCGAAGCCACAAUUUCAAAAUAUACCAAAACCUUCCCCACCUGUACGACCAUUGUCAUUCCCAAAACCUGUUCAAACUACUUCAGAAAGCUUUGGAAAUAGUCCUUUUCACCAUUCUUUCCACAUUAGUAGCCAAUCUAGCCAUUUCCCUGAUUCCAGUUACCAAGACCAAUACUCCGACCACGAUUCCCAACCCUCUAUUCAACCUCAGACUGAAGCUCCAAAACAGUAUGAUUUUAAUGAUUAUGAGGAUGAUUAUUAUGAUGAAAAACCACAUUCCUCGACAAUUACUCCUUACCUGCUUCACCAAAUUAAAGUUAACCAAGUUCAGAAUGCUAAUCAAGCAAAAGUGUCCUCUGUCAGCCAUGGAAGCUUUGUGAGAGAGGUUUCCAAUCCUACUUCUUCCAAACCUUUCAAAGUCCCAUCCUUUAGAAGUGUAACAACUCCAGGAAUAGCAGUCAUUACUGCUACAAGUACUACUUCCUCUUCCAGUGUCAAAACUAGCAAACCCGUCCAAAGUGCCAUACAAACCCAGAAGGAGACUCUGACCUCAGCAGGGUUCAUUGAUUCUAUUCUGCACCCUUCUAAUAUCUCUCAUCAUAUACCUGAUCAUCCACAGUCUUAUGAUGAGUACAUAGAGAGUGACGUGCGUCAUGACCCAUUUUAUAAAGAUGUGCCAAAAAUUGGUAGGAGUAAAAGAAGUCUUGGAAACGAAGUGUUCAAUAGACAUUCUGUGACUUCCUUGAACCACAAGACUUUAAUAAAACUCAGAGACAUAGUGUUAAAAAGUGUUUUUAAAAACAACAGUGAAACCAUAAUAAAGACAAUACUGCAACAAUAUUGCAGUAAUCAAGUUAACCCUAGUGAUAGUAUAGUAAGUUUCUGUUCAUUUAUAAACCUUAGUGAUUAUUAUAAAAAUACGUUAUUUGGUAAUGACUGGAAAAUUGUGAUUCCUAAAGAAAAUAAUGAUUAUAUUUACUUAGUAAAAACAAUAUCGAAUUCUAACGAAAUUCAAAAUACAACAAGCAAUAUUCUUUUACUUGUCCAUCUUCCUGACGAAUUUAGACUCCUCCGAGAUAGUAUUCUGAAGAUUUUAGAUAUUGAACAAUCAGAACUUCUACUGACGAAUGAUACAGAUUCAAAUAGCCUGUUAGAUAGUUCAGUACACCAUAGAUUUAAGAGAAUACGAAGAAACAAGUCUGAGGAUCGCUUAGAUAGAAAACUUAAAAAAUAUCACAAAAAAAUAAUAGUGCCAACAAAAUUUACAUCAUUCAGAACUAAAAGGCAAGCGGUUCUAACUGAUGGAAGACUAAAUUUGAGGGAAAAUACUCAAAGGGAAACUCCUCAAGUUAUUCAACACAAAGAAGAACCCAACCGACAUGGCAGUAAUCAAAGAAGAGUUGUGGUUAAUCGUCGAAGGCUAGCUAAAGUCACCUUACCUCUUGAUGAUGUUGAAGCUAGACCUUUGCCUCAAGAAAGGCGGCGGCCCCAAAGCAUCGCUGAAGUAGAUCAAAGAAGGGAAUCAGUUCAGGAAAAACGCCAGCCACUAGUUCUUGAUGAUGGUCAUCAAAGUGCUCUGCCUCAAGAAAGACGUCCAUCGUCUACUCUAAGUGGAGUUGAUAAGACAAGAGCUCUGCCUCAGGAAAGACGUCGGCCACUACAAACCCCAGUCCGUGAUUCGCCGGUACGCUCUAUGAACUUAAAAUCCUCAUGGGAUGGAGUGGGAUCAGACUCAACCGUUGAGCCUGCUCAAAGAGCGAAAGAGAGGCCAACAGCAAGACAGAGAGGGCAAGGAGUGAAAUACCAUUUUAGUGAAAACAGACAGCAAGAAAGAAUUCCUCAGUCAAGACUAGGUGGUAGUGAAGUUUCGGAAGGUGGUGAAGUGGAAACAGCUACUACCUACCCAUUCAACCUGAAGCCUGGGACACAGUUUUCCUGUGAUGACAAAAUCAAGGGAGGCUACUAUGCCGAUGUAGAGGCUGAGUGUUAUGGAUACUUUAUAUGUUCUCAAGGAGAGAUCAAUGGCCCGUUGCUGAAGAGUCAUUUCUGGUGUGGACCCACGACCAAGUUCAACCAGCGCAGUCGGACUUGUCAAACGGAGGCCAACGUCGCGUGUUCCGUCUCUCACCGCUACUUUCAUCUCAAUAAAGACAUCCUCUCUCUUCCAGAUCCUGAUGAUGACAUAAAAGAUGCCUUUGAGCCAUCAAAGGUCCGGACAUGAUCUUCCUCAGGGUUCACCGAUGUACCUUUAUUGCAUAAUUUUGUAGACCGAUUAACUGAAAUUAUUUUCAACUUAAUAGCAGUCUUGUAGCUUUAAUGUAAAUUUUCUUAUUAAGUGAUUCAGCUUCAAAAUAUAAUGUUUUCCUUCAAUUAUUUAUUUUGAGUACAU